This is a messenger RNA of Sander lucioperca (pikeperch), 3932 nucleotides long. It is a transcript of the gene ttc7a, whose product is annotated as tetratricopeptide repeat domain 7A. Gene Ontology annotation, molecular function: protein binding. The transcript is spliced from 21 exons. The record is from RefSeq and is a predicted model, not a curated record. Gene Ontology annotation, cellular component: plasma membrane. Bases 91 to 2763 code for a protein of 890 amino acids. NCBI's taxonomy places the organism in Eukaryota, Metazoa, Chordata, Actinopteri, Perciformes, Percidae. Gene Ontology annotation, biological process: protein localization to plasma membrane; phosphatidylinositol phosphate biosynthetic process.
CUGUCAAAUCUACAGUGCACGCAGGAGCACGCUAUGUGGUGGAGUUUACUGAGGAAGGAAUAGGAUCAAUCGUCGAUUUGUGUCAAGCAAAUGUCAAGUUUCCAGAGAGAAAAUGACGCUGCUAAAGCUCUGUUCAGGAGACUUGAGUCUGCAGUUACUCCCAUCGUGUCUGGCGAGUACAGUCACCACCGGGACAGAGCAGUGAUGGCAUCCCGGGUCUCCUUCACCCAAGCCCGCAUAGAAGCGGAGCUGGAGCGCUACCGGGCCGAGUGCCAGUGGGACAAGAUGCCGAUGAUCAUCGAGCAGAUGAAGGUUGCGCGGAUCCACGAGGACGAUGACUACGGGAUGCUGCUGAUGGCCGAGGUGCUGCUGGAGGAGUGCCUGCAGGAAAACCUAGACCUUUUACGGAGCUCCACCCCUUUGAUGGACAAGACCCAACCCAGACUGGGCCGUGCCAAAGGCCACCUUAACACCCUCCUCAGCCGAGGCCGUCUCACACCCAGGUAUCUGAACGAGGCUCUGCUGCUGAUGGCUAAAUUGCACUUUGUGCAGGGUCGCUACCGCGAUGCUCAGGGAAUGUGUGCCAGGGUGGGACUGGAGGAGCUGACGCAGAAUGAGCAGCCGACCUACCACCUCCGCCUGCUGGCCGAGGCUUUUGUAAUCAAAGGUCUGUCUCUGGACCACCAGACAGUUUCUGCAUCGUCUCGUGUCCGUCUGUCAGAGAGGGAGGAGGAGAGUCUGUCCUGUUACCUCAGAGCCUGUGACGCUGCCCUGUCCUACCUGCAGGAGCUCGAUAAGAUUUCAGUAACAACACCCCACACCAAAACAGCCAAAGCCAGUCUGCCUCCUUCACCUGUGGAUAUCGACCUGGGCUACUUCCUCCAGGCUUCCUUACAAAGUGCUUACCUUUGUCUGCUGCAGAGGGGCCAUCUAGCCCAGGGUGCUCACCAGCUGCGCAGGGUCCUCAGGGUGGUGGAGUCACGAGGGUCUCAGAGCUUCAAGAAGUCUGCAGCGAGAAAGCUAGCUGAGGUGCUGCUGAGCUCCGUCAGUGAGGACAGCUACUGGCCCCCGCUGGGCCCCCCACCCUCAUCCUGGCUUCACAGAGAGGGAGCCGCCGCCUCCAAAGACGCCAUCUACCCCACUGUUAAAUCCCCGCAACGUUACAGCACUGACGGUUGCUUCUGUCCUCAGGACGUGGUGGAGGAAGCUGUGUUGCUGCUGCUCAUCACAGAGUCCAUGGCCAGCGGCGAGGCGGUGAUCAGUCGUCUGCCAGACCAGGCGGAAGCUCGUCAGGCUAGCCUGCAGGAUGCCACCUCUGUUUAUGACCUGCUCACCAUCGGCAUGGCCAGGAGAGGGCAGUACGGCAUGCUUUCUGAGUGUCUGGAGCGAGCCAUGAAGUUUUCUUUCAACGAGUUCCACCUCUGGCACCAGCUGGGCCUGUCACUCAUGGCGGCUGGGAAGGGCAUUGGUGCUGUGUCUGUAUUUAAAGAGUGUGCCAGGAUGAAACCAGAGGACCCCUCAUUGCCCCUACUGGCUGCUAAAGUCUGCAUUGGUCAACUUCACUGGUUUGAGGAGGCCGAGGCUCUGUCGCAGAGUGUGGUGUCUAUGGGCGAAGAAGCCGAAGAAUUUCUACCUCGGGCCUACCUGUCCGUGGGACUCUGCUGCAGUUUACAGGCCUCUGAUGCCACUCUGAAAGCUGAUCGAAAUGAAUUAAACAAAAAAGCACUACAAGCUUUGAGCAAAGCUCAUUCAUUAGACCCCCAGGAUGCUCAGAUUGCUAUGUACCUGGCUCUGCAGCUGGCACUUGUGCGCCAGGUAUCAGCAGCCAUUGAGCCCCUGCAGGCAGCUUUGUCUCUCCGUGGGGACGACUUACACUCCCUCCACCUGCUGACUCUGCUGCUGAGCGCCCAGAAACACCACCGUCAUGCCCUGGACACCCUAAGCCUGGCUCUCAGCCAGCACCCCAGCAACUUCAAUCUGCUGUUCACAAAGGUGAAGCUUGAAGAGGCCCUGUUUGGCCCAGCCACAGCCCUGCAGACCUGUGAAGAGAUGCUGCAACACUGGCUGAGCCGCUAUGAUGUCAGCCGCUCCAGUGAGACAGAUGACAGCAGCAGUAUACCGAUGGCUGAGAGGGCAGAGGUCAGCUCUGGAGCCAGGAAACCCUCCAUCCACCUCACCCUGCCUGACUUCCAGGAGGCCUCCACAGGUUCACAGAGCCCUUCGUCAGUUGCAGUGUCUCGUCUGGAAGCGGCGCUCUCUGAGUUGUCGGACCUAAGCUCCUCCCGUCGCCAAGGACCCACCUACAUCUGGGCCACCCUGGAGCGCAUUUGGCUGCAGGCUGGGGAGUUGUUCAUGGCGGAUGGUCGGCUAAAGGAGGCCCAGUUCUGCAUAGCCGAGGCCAGCGCGCUCUUCCCCAACUCGCACUCGGUGCUGCUGCAGCGGGGCCACCUGGCUGAGCUCAGGGGCCAACUGGACGAAGCCAAAAACCUGUAUGACGAGGCCCUGGCCAUCCAUCCCACGGGAGAGCGCAUACUUGUGCACAUGGGCUGUCUGCUGGUGAAAACCGGGCGUGUUCACCUCGGGGAAAAGGUCCUGCGUGAUGCGGUUCAGGUCCACAGCACCUCCCACAAGGCGUGGAGCGGCCUGGGCGAGGCCCUGCAGUUGCGGGGCUCCAGCCAGGCUCCCGACUGCUUCUUGACAGCCCUGGAGCUGGAGGCUUCCUGCCCCAUCCGGCCCUUCACCAUUAUCCCCAGGGAGCUUUGAGGGGCCUGGGCUGGGGUGGAGGUUAUGAUUAGGGUUAGGGUUAAGGAAGUGGCACGUUGCUGAAUUAUACACUGAUACAGAUACACUAAAAAAAAAAACACUGCUCGGUUGAAAAUCUACCUUAAAUGAAAAGUUUGACAUUUUGGGAGAUAGGCCUGUUCACUUUCUUUCCAAGUGUGUGAUGGGAAGAUUGAUACCACUCAUCUGUCGAUUAAAUAUGAAGCUUCAGCCAGGAGAUGGUUAGCUUAGCUUAAGAAAACGUCUAGCUCAUAACCCCCUGUAAAACUACAAUUGUUUUUUUUUAUACACUGGACGAAUUAAACAAAGUAGAAUGUAAUAAGUGGACUAAAGAGUUUAUGGUAGGCAGAUAUUUUUGUAAUCUUUAGACAGAGGGAGGCUAGCUUUUUCCCCUUGUUUCCUGUCGUUAUGCUAAGAUAAGAUUACCUAAGCUAAUAUGAAUGUGGUAUCAAUCUUCUCAUCUAACUUCUAGCAAGAAAGUGAUUCAAGUGUAUGUCCUAAAAUCCAAAGUAUUCCUUUAACAUGUAUUUCUUUAACUAUUGUUCUCAAUCUCAGUGACCUUCAUUGUCACCCUCUUAAUUAUCCAAUUGUCCAAAUAUUAUAUAUGAGCAUUCCUAGCAUCCAUUGUUGAUAAGUUAUCAGAAUGCAGAAAAAAGGUUUUUUUCUCAAUGUUGCAUAUUUACGUGAAAACAGUGGCGUUGAUAUUGGAUAUCAAUGCUGUUUGUGCAAAAAAAGCAACAGAGGCAUUCAGAUUAUUGCAGAUAACAGAGCAGUGUAUAGAGAGAAUAAUGUUAUAAUACUGUACUGUAACAAUGUGCAUAUCCUAUGGAGUUAUAAGUACAGAAGUAAUAGCUCUUUUGCAAUUAGUGACAAAUUAGUUAUAUUUAAAAACAAAUCUGAAUCAUUGGCUAUCACUUUAAUGGUUCAUAAAUCACAAAGAUGUGCUGGUUACAUCUUGAGAUAGAAUGUAUGUUGGUGUGUUAUAUGUGGAAAUGCAGAUACAUAGAUUAUGUAUAGGCUGUCAGUAACACCAGCAGCUCCACUUUAUCUUUACUUUAGCCUUUGAUGUAUUUUUGAUGAUCAUGUUGAUUGACGCAGCUUUCAUGUAUACACACACACACACACACACACACACACACACACACACACAC